This is a messenger RNA of Pyricularia grisea, 2875 nucleotides long. RefSeq lists its product as uncharacterized. Bases 215 to 1204 code for a protein of 329 amino acids. Gene Ontology annotation, cellular component: nucleus. Gene Ontology annotation, biological process: mRNA export from nucleus. NCBI's taxonomy places the organism in Eukaryota, Fungi, Ascomycota, Sordariomycetes, Magnaporthales, Pyriculariaceae. The transcript has 8 exons. The record is from RefSeq and is a predicted model, not a curated record. Gene Ontology annotation, molecular function: mRNA binding.
AUGGUCCCACUCUUAGAGCAACGCGUUACUCGUGAUUUUACUCCAUCCUCCUCCAUCUGACCGACAUCACCACAGUCAGCCCAGCUACGUCCAGGUCGCACCAAUUUUAGACAUACAUCUUAAUCACACUUAUCAAUCGCAUUGCUUUUUGGCGGCCAAGCAUCGUCGAAUCAACAGUCAAAGUCAAUCCCUUUGGGAAAAAUCAAUUUCAGCAAUGGACCGCAGCCUCGACGAGAUCCUGGCCGAGCGCCAAACCAAGAAUGGCGGCCGAGGCUCCCGCGGUCCCCGCAACGGCGGCGGCAGUGGAGGUGGCAAUAGGCGCCGCGAGCGCGAAAGGCAGGACUACCCACGCGACGGAGUCAGAAAGAGCUAUCGAGACGAUCAAUCUCGGAACCUGGAUUCUGAGUGGGUUCACGACAGAUAUGACGACAACGACACCCGCCGCGGGGGCAGGUAUUCGCGCCGAAGAGACGAUGACCUCGAUAAGGAUCAAGGAAGCUCAAGGGGCACGAAGAUCCGGGUGGAAAAUAUCCAUUACGAGUUGACCGAGGAAGAUCUCCAAGGACUAUUCAGCCGUAUCGGCCCGAUCAUCAGUCUUGAGCUUCUCUACGAUCGCUCCGGCCGGUCAGAGGGUGUCGCUUAUGUGACUUAUGAAAGCCACAAAGACGCAACCUUGGCCGUCAAGGAGUUUGAUGGCGCUAAUGCAGCAGGUCAACCUAUUCGCCUCAGCAUAAUCCCAGCCGGCGCUGGCUCACGUCGCAAUCCAUUUGAUAAUGCCGUGAAACCGGGAAGGCCAUUGUCGGAGCGCAUAACGAUGCCGUCCGGCCGGAACCGAUCCCUAUCACCCGAAGAGGACGCGGCACGUCGGGGAAUCGACAGAUAUAUCCCUAGCGGUUCGCGCUCUGGCAGCCCAUACACCUCCGGUAAUCGCCGCGAUGGUCGCCGACCAGGUGCCAGGAGGGAGCGUGGUGGUGGCGGCGGUGGUCGCCGUAGAGGUGAGGGCGAUGAAGAAGGUGGUCAGCGCACUGGGCGUGAUGGUCGCACCAAGAAGACGCAAGAGGAACUGGAUGCUGAGAUGGACGAUUAUUUUGGCGGCGGCGGCGGCGGCGGCAACAAUAAUGCUACUACUACCCCCGCUGCAGCAGCUACAACUGCUGCUCCCGCCACCGCAACUGUUGAUGACGACAUCGACAUGAUUGCUUAGGUGGAUCAACAUUGGAGUGGCCGAUUCAUGGGUCGAUAUGCGUGCCCGCAAUGCGCUCUCGCGCUUCGUAUGAUAUGAAGUGAGCCAGGUAUCCAGAGGCUUAAGAGAGACGCAUUUUCGGCUUGAGCAGGGCUUAUCAGCGAUGUUUUACGAUUGAUCUUGUUUCGUCUUGAUUGCCUCAAUAAGAUAUUGCACAACAUGUAAAUAUAUAUCUCCAACUCACUCAACAGGAGCACCAGUGUUACUGCGAGCCGCUGAGUUUCCCACCCUUUCUAAUUCGGUAUCUAAAAUUCGAAUCACGUGUCAUCUCGGCCUCUUGUAAUCAUUCCGUCUUCUUCCUCUUCUUGUCCAUACCCUCACUCAUGGCCUCAGCCACAUCCUCCACCGUCAGCCCCCUCUUCCUAUUCUCAAUCUUCUCCUGCCCCAGUACGGUAUCUUGAGCCACGGCCCUAAAGACACCCGCGGCGCCCGCGAAGAGCUCGGGUCCGAAGCCGCCGUCGACGCUGUGGGUGUCGCUGAUCUCCUCCAUCUCCCUGACCCAGCGGUAGGCCUUGGGCGGCAUGCCGGUGAUGGCACCCUCGGCCUGCUUGAGCUUGGCCGGAGCCAGCUCCUCCAGCACUGAUUUCAGGUCCCCCAGCACGCCCAGGCGGUGCGCCGUCGUGAAGGCCUGCACGGCGAUGGCCGAGAAGCCCUUGGACAGCGACGCAAAGCACAUCUUGAGCCCGGACGCGGCCCCCACAUCCGUCGAGAUGGGCCGCGCGUUCAGCGUGGACUGCAACAGCGGGUGGACGUCGGCUAGACUGCUGGGGCCAGAUGUCGGGCACAGCGGCACCUUCCACUUUUUCGGUGCUUCGUCCCCCUCAGCAGCAGCAGCAGCAGCCGGCGGCGGCUUGGGCGGCCCACCGAGGAUGCAGCCGUCUAUGAAGACGACGGGCGCGCGGGCCCGGGCGAACAUGGCAGCCACGUCGCGGCAGGUGGCGGGCGAGACGGCGUUCAUGUCGGCGUAGUACAGCGUGCUGCUGCCGCUGCUGUCGUCGCCUGUUUGAUGCGUCUUGGAGAAGGCCAGGGCGUCGAUGACGCGCUGCGCCGUGGCGGCGGCGUCGGCGGGCGGGACCACGGACAACACCACGUCGGCCCAGUCGACGAGCGCCAGGUCGUCCUUGAACAGCGUCGUGAUUCCUGCGUCGGCGGCGCGCUGCUGCGUUUCCUUGCUCCGGUUGGACACGUUUGUGGCCACGGGGAAGGAGUGUGCCAGCAGCAGGCUGGCGAUGCCGCCGCCCAUGUCGCCGAUGGAGAGGAUUGCGACCUUGGGGAGGGGCUUUUCUGAGGCCAUUUUCUUUCUGUUUUGGUGGAGGUGUAUGAAAUGGCGUGCUUUAUGCGGUCAAGAUGGGAUGAAGGUAAUCUUCAGGCCAGGGGAAGGAGAUACAGAGAAGAUACGUUUAUACAGGAUUGGGUUUUACAGGAUCGUUACUCCCAAAGAUUAAAAGGCUCGUGUCAACUAAAUAUUGUGUUCCCAUGUGUCGUCUUCAAUUUAUAUCAAACAAAGGUGUGAAAAGUCGGCCCCGGUUCAAGAGAAGCCGCUGUCAAAGUUUCAGGCUCGGGUGUAGAAUGUCUGGUCGAACGCACCUAUGAUGCUGACGCUGAGAUAUGAGUCGCGGGGGAGCUAGCGUG